Fusarium keratoplasticum is the source of this 993-nucleotide messenger RNA. Its product is annotated as SGNH-hydro domain-containing protein. Bases 268 to 993 code for a protein of 241 amino acids. Gene Ontology annotation, molecular function: phosphatidylcholine lysophospholipase A1 activity. The record is from RefSeq and is a predicted model, not a curated record. NCBI's taxonomy places the organism in Eukaryota, Fungi, Ascomycota, Sordariomycetes, Hypocreales, Nectriaceae. The transcript has 4 exons.
GCGCAGGUCAUUCAGAACGCCGAGAACCAACAUUGGAUACACUUCACCAGUCCAUCAUCCCUCAACAGCUUUCACAUUGCGCGUCUGGCCAUCGAGUCUCAAGUCUCCCGAUUCAACACUGCACAGACGCCCGCCAAACCAGGCUGUGCUACAGCUGCUGCCUGUCUCGCCCGCUUACACUCACACGGUCUCAACGCCAUUCACCUUCAUCACCCCCACCCAACUCACAAUAUCCCCGUCACGCAUCCUCCGCCCGAAUCUCGAAUCAUGGGGCGCAAGACCCUGCGAAUCCUCUGCUUCGGCGACUCCCUGACCUCGGGCUAUUUCGCCUGGGGUAUGGGCUCCCACCCCUACGCUCUCAAGCUCGAGGAUCGCCUUACGGGUGCCUUUCCCGAUGUCGACUUUGAGGUGGUCGCUGAUGGCCAACCUGGGGACGUUGCUUCCUUUGAACGCUUUCGCAAGAGGAUGGAGGCUGCCUGGCGCAAGAAGACCUUCGACUGGACCAUCAUCCUAGGCGGCACCAACGACAUAGCCUACGCCAUCCCUCCAGCCCAGAUCUUUGCAGCCCUCAAAGGCAUCUACGACAUUGCCCUCAGCAAAGAGCACAAGGUCCUUGCCCUUACCGUCCCCGAGUGCGAGGCCAAGGGUGAGCGAGGCACCCAGUCCAGGCAUGAGCUCAACCAGAUGAUACUCAACAACAAGGACACCAACUACUACUCCUUUGACCUCCACGCUCACAUCCCCUUUCACUCGCUCUCGGAGGCGGAUCGUGAAAAGUACUGGGAUGACGGACUGCACCUCCGCGAUGAUGGCUACGACUGGAUGGGAAAUCACAUCGCCGACGCCCUGAUAGACAUCCUGCGGCGCGAAGGCACCCCCGGCAGCCCGUCCCAGCUGGAAUUCGAGGAUGACUUCGUCUUCGAGGAGGAGGAGGGCAACCCUCGCAAAAUCAGCGAGGGUUACGUCGUCGUUCGCAAGAAAGAUUUGGACUAG